UUCACUUCACUGAGCGCUUUUGUUGAAGUCCGGCGGGGCUGAUGCGAGUCUUCAGAGCGCUGCAGUGAUUCUCGGCUCACUUUAAGCGAUGUGUUGGGGCUAACUGCGCUGUGCCGCGAGAAAAAGAAAAAGGUUUUCCCUUCAGUUUUUUUUAAUUGUUUUUUUUUUUUUAUUACUGAUAACCCUCCCAGCCACCCCCUUACUGUGGAUAAGGAAUUGGAAGUGAAGCCGCAUUCCAGCGGGGCUCUGGAUUAUACUUUCCCAAGAGCGUUGGGCUGCCGUCAUCAUGUUCCUCUACAUCGUAUGCUUCCUACUGGCCUCUGAAGUGGUGUUCUCCACUGAUUGCCCAGAAUCCUGUUCCUGCAUCUCCCCAAACUCAGUGUUUUGCAUUUACAGGCGGUCCAGCACUGUACCCCGUGUCCCCAUCUCCACCCAGCAUCUAUACGUCUUUCAGAACGAUAUUGAAACCUUGGCCCAAGAUGACUUCAAAGACAUUGUCGAGUUGCUGUCACUGGACCUGAGCCAGAAUAAGUUAGCGGAAAUUCCUGACAUGGCUUUUAAGUCGCUGUCUAAAUUGAAGAACUUAGACCUUUCUGCUAACCAUAUAACUCACAUUUCCAAAGACAGCUUCUCAGGGUUGGGCCAGUUAGAGAGGCUGUAUCUCCAUGGAAACCUCAUUCAGAGCAUUCAUUGGGAAGCUUUUGAAGGUUUAGAGAUGCUGUUGGAGUUGAAGCUGCAAGGAAACAGGCUCACCUCCCUGCCUUUUCUCAAUUUCCCCAGGCUACUUCUUUUAGACCUCAGUGACAAUAAACUCCCAUCUUUGGAACGUUCACAUCUUCAUACUCCCCAUCUAGAAGCCCUAAAAUUGUCCUCAUUAGGGCUACCGUCAUUGGAUGAAAAUCUUGUAGCCUCCCUGAAAAACCUUCAUGAACUUGACUUGUCAAUGAAUCAGUUAAAGGAAGUCCCUCAAGCCCUGAAGCAGGAAUCCCUCAAGGGGCUUACGAAACUAAGCCUAGCUGCUAACCCACUUUUUGAGCUGAGGGUGAGUGACUUUCAGCAACUGGUUGCACUUCAAGAAUUGGAUCUAAGCGGAGUUAAUCUCCAGGGAUUUCCUGAAGGUUUUUUUGAAAGCUUCUCAAAGUUGACACAACUGACCGUAGCUGAGAACCCCUUCAACUGUCUCUGUCCACUAGCCUGGUUCCCUGUCUGGCUAAAAGAGAAGGAAGUCAAUUUGAAGCGACCAGAGGAAACCAGAUGCCAUUUUCCUCUCGUUAAUGCUGGGAAGACACUUUCGGCAUUAGAGCACAACGACUUUGGAUGUCCACUAACCACAACAGAAUCUGUUGGCUCCCCUGUAGAAAACACCCCAGUUCCCCAAAUCCCUACCACCUCUCCAGAAACCACCCAUACUAAUGCUAUCCCUCCCCCUCUACCACCUAGUGAUGAAACUUUUUCCUACAUAACAGACAACCCAUCCUUCGGAUCAGAUCCUCCAGUGUCUCCUAGCUCUACUGUUGUGGAAAACGAGUUACAUUUCUGCCCACAAAACAUCUGCUUGAAUGGAGGGACUUGCUAUUUUGACCCGAAUGGCCUACUCAAAUGUUUGUGCUCUUCGGGAUCAUCUGGCGACUACUGUGAAAUUCCCGAGGUCCCGCAGAAAUCUGAAACAGAGGUCUCUCUGGUGACUUCAGCAAUGCCAGAUAAACUAGAUGCGAUCAGCUCACGGGAGGUGACAUCCACAUCAAUACUCCUUGACCUGCACCGCUUCAUCGGGACACGGCCUAACAUUCGUGGCAUCAGGCUAACCUAUCGUAACCUCUCUGGCCCUGACCGUCGCCCUCAAAUGCUGAGUUUGCCAACAUACUACCCUGUAUACACUUUACGAGGUUUGAACCCAAACUGUACCUACUUGGUCUGUGUCAGUCCUCUUGGAGAAAAGAUCAUUUAUAAAGGCAACAGCUCUGUAGAACUGGGUCCCUGUACAGAGGCUCGCACUAGUCCUACUGUCUUUGUAGAACAUUUGAUAGAUCUAGACACCCCUAUGACAAAGAAUCUCAUUGCAGCGCUGGCGGUCCUAGCAUUAGUCCUGGUGUUGGUUUUGGUGGCUGGUACAAUCAUCUGUGUACAGAAGAAAAGGCAGGCAAAUUCAGAAAUGGAGCUAGAGCUGGGCUCAGCAGAUCCUGAGGCAAUAGACUUGGAGGGUAAAAAGGUUCAUCUAGAGAACGGAGUCAAUGGUACACUACCUCUCAAACAGCCCGAGGCAGAUCGCUGCCAGACCCCACAACUCCCUCCAUUACUGCAACAAAAUGGAAGUUUGGACUAUGAAGCACCCUUGAUGCAAGGACACUGUCCAUCAAAUAACAAUCAAGCAACACUGAAGCCGUCUUAUUUCUAACGCUGAGCAGAGUCUAAGCAGAGUUUCCAUUGGGACUUUCUGAACCUGCUAUAUCUCUCUUAGUUUUUUUCAUACCCAUAUCAGAUGUCCACUAUUGGAGAUAGGGCACUUUCUGUCCUUUGUUGUGCAUAUGAUGAAAUAACAUACCAGAUUAUAUAUUUAAGAGACUCAAAACAAUGGGAUUUCAGAUCACAGCAUAUUCCAAAUGUGCUUAACCACUAUGGGACAAUGAAGAAGACGCGAUUGAAAUUCAGUGAAUGGAGGAUGGCAGUGGAACAUCUAAUCCAAUCAAUAAAUCAAGUGCAAUCAAUUAGAAGGGUCUUUUUAGUGGACAGUGCCAGCUAGCAGUGACCUACUAUAACUCUACUUUUUUUUCUUUGCUUAAAAGAAAGAGAAAGACUUUAAUCUUGUUGCUGGAUAUGGGAAUACUGAAACUGAAAAAGUGCCUUGAACUGGAGAAGUGCCAGAGGUUUAAAGACAUGAAGACUUUUGAAUCAUACAUUUUAAUGUCAAUGGACUUUCAAGUACCUGCAAGGGAUUGAAAAAAGAAGUUGCACUGAAAACUGCAUUUGUUUCUUUUGUGAUGACUGCUACAAAGCGAAGAUUUGGAGAAGCAACAACAAAGUUAUGUUCGGAAACUUUGCAAAUUAUUACAGACUAUAACCGCUGUUCAAAGUCUGGAUUCAAGCGUCAACAUUGUCUAAUGUAAGGACAAAACAAACCUCGCCAACACAGAUUUGGGAUUCUGCAGUUUCUCCAGAACCACCACAGUUUCCUACAUGGCAGAGCCUUUGGCUUCUCUGGAAUUAAAUUUACUGUGAAAGAUUAAGUAAAAUGGACUUUAUUUGUAUUAUUCUGUGCCGUUACAGAGAGGCUGUUUUACCAGUUGGUUUUCUGCAUUUUUUGUAAAUUUUACUGCGUUUUUUUGUAAAUAGUCAUUUAGUAUUAAUAUUGUUGAGAGAUGAAGCAAUAGUUGUUUCUGCUCAAAGGGCAUAAUGUCAUUAUGUCUCAUCAUGUCAACUUUUCCUCUUUAUUUUUGUUCAGCUCAAGACACCUUCACUAUAUUCUAUGUCCAGAAUCAAGAAAAUUGGUUCUUGAAAAACAAAGAACGGAAAUAUGAUCACGUUAAGUUUGAAACAGAAAACUUGGACUACAGAGCAUAAUGCAAUGUACACCCAGGACAUGAGCGAUGCUAUCAAAAUGUCCCGGCUCAAAUGAAAGUUUAUCAAAAACCUUUGUAAGGUAAUUUGUCCAGUGAAGGGGAAGAAAUCAGGAGAAAUGUGGUAACUUAAAAACUUCACAUAGAGUGAAUGUGAGUUUUUAUAAAUGGUGGGUCAAGUUAUUGUAGGGGAGUUACUCUAGUGACUCCCUAGUCCACCUGAUGUUGCGUUUUCAGCAAACCCCAGCGAAGUAGGGUCUUAAAAAAUGGGCUGUUAAAGCAUAACCAUUACAAGUGGAAAACCUUCAUCACCAUGUAGAGCCGAGCUGAGCCACGCUGAGUAGGCAUUGGUGAAAAGAGGCCAUUAUCCAUAAUAUUCUUUUUGACCAUAAAAUGUAAUUUUACACUAAUACAAGACGUGGUGGGUGGAAACAAAGGUAAAACGUUGGUAUAAAAUCUAGUUGUAGUAAAACUCACUCCUUCAUUUGGCUCAGACAUGGAGAAAGAUGAGUAGCAUCAGAAGCUAAUUACUGCGGCAAAACAGCAGAAGGACCAUUUACAAAGACCAGUAAUGGGUUGAAUGCUUUAGAUGGUUUGUAGCAGCAGGGUACAACAAACGUAAAAAUAAAAAAAAAACUGUUGUAAAAUGACACAUUCUCCAACCUGAUAAACUUUCAUGGCAUUAACUGUGUCGUGUCUUUCUCCCUCUUUCCAAAUCCAAAAUUUUAGUCCAGAUUGUUUUAUAAUCCAAAAGAGAAACUGUUUGAGUGUGGGGUGGAACAGACCUGUUGUCGUCUAAACCUGUCGUAGUUCACCCAUACUUUCAGCAUAGAUUAACUUUAUAGUUCUUAUCAGGAGUAUAUCGUUUUUCCAAGUUAAUUAGGCACUAAACAGAUGGGAAUAUUUCAAUAUUUAAUGGGAAUAUGUAAAUUGACAUAGUCUCAUUAAACAAAUCUUGUUCUUGUAAAGUAACUGUCCUCCUGUGUACACCAGUACUGCACCAGGUGGUCACUUCUUGUUUUAAGAGAGACAAUAGCUUUAUGUGUCAAGAAGUAACGCUAAAAUCACUCAUCCACUGGAAAAGCAAUGAAUUGUGUUCAUAUUUUCAAUCAUUAAAAUACAGUUUGAUUUUGGGGUGUCUUUUGCUCAGAAAUCUGACAUUUGCCCUACAAAAAAAGAUGUAUCGUCAUGGUUAUUUUUACUGCUUGUCAUUUUUGUUAACAUCACUUAAAAGUUUCCUAAGUUACAGUUUGCGUAAAGAUAAAUACCAGUCUAAUUCUCACGAGACCUUAUCAAAGCACACCGGUAGCAAUAAAACACAAACUUAAAAAUGCACACAAGUUUGCAUUUUUAAUCCAAAUUUAACAUCGAAAUAGAAUUGCAAUUAAUGCUAUUAAUAUUUCUCUAUUGAAGAUGUACAACAUGUUCAGCUCAAAAUAAUGUUUGUGUUUGUUCUCCAUAACGGAGUAACAACAAUAACAACCCCGACACAGCAAGAGUGGGCUUCUGUGACGUGCAGCGAGACUGUGACACACUUUGGGGGUUUCCGUCAUACUUAUUUAUUUAAUUUUCAUGGCGGGGAAAAAAAUUAAUGAGAGCAAUUAUGUGUUUUUAAAGCGAUGUCAUUGUGAAAACGUUAAAGAGUCGCGUUGUGAUUUUGUACACAUCUCAAAAGGUUUUUUAUUUUGCCCCAUGCCACACUGUAUAAACUGGAUAAACUGAAACAUCAACUUCAUUGGAGUUAAAUUUGUCAAAAACCCUCAUUACUUUUUAAAAGUUUUGUCUAUUUGUUCAUUUUUCUGUAUCUUUAUAUAUAUAUAUAUAUAUAUAUAUAUAUAUAUACAGUAUAUAUAAACCAAGACCAUCCAUCACCAGUUUUGUCUUCCCGUUUUCUUUUAAACAGUUUUACAAAAUUUGUAACUAGAAGAUUCUCCAUUUUUCUUUGGCCAGUGAAAAUAGCAGGUUCUGUUUGUAAUACUUUUUUUUUUACACAUGCUUUUUAACAGUACCUUCCCAGUUUGUUUAGGGAAAAUUGUCUUUUCUUAUCGUUGUCUUCUUUGUUUGUUUGUUAGUUUCACUUGUAGCAUUUCUGUAUAUAUUUUACCAAUGCUGAGAACAGAACAGUAUUAAAAUGACUUAUUAUUGUUA
Xiphophorus maculatus (southern platyfish) is the source of this 5702-nucleotide messenger RNA. Its product is annotated as vasorin-like. Gene Ontology annotation, molecular function: transforming growth factor beta binding. Bases 287 to 2395 code for a protein of 702 amino acids. The transcript has 2 exons. NCBI's taxonomy places the organism in Eukaryota, Metazoa, Chordata, Actinopteri, Cyprinodontiformes, Poeciliidae. Gene Ontology annotation, biological process: negative regulation of transforming growth factor beta receptor signaling pathway. Gene Ontology annotation, cellular component: extracellular matrix; plasma membrane. The record is from RefSeq and is a predicted model, not a curated record.